UUUCUUUCAACCUUCAUGAAACUGCUUUUUAAGGUAGACCUGUUUUGGCGUGAAGCAGUUGACUACUUGGUGAAACAAUUUGAAAACAUCGAUGACAGAGAUAAAAGAGAAGCCUGGAUAGAGAAAAUCUGUGAUCACAUUGGUCGUCAAAAUAAAGUGCAGCCAUUUUUGGAAUUUGAAGACAUCAAAUCUGCAGUUGAUGCUUGUUGUAAGCAUGUUCAAGAGAGCAGCCAACCGCUAGUGGAAGUUAUUUCUGCAUUUGAUGUUCCCAAGUUUGACUUCCAUAUUGAUCUCAAGAAGUUUUUUCCAACAAGAAGUGAAACACACCCUCUGCUAGCACCUCCGGAAACAUGCACUAAAUUCUAUACAGAAAGGUUUUUAAUGUUGAAGCAGAGAACUCUACGUCAUCAUUUGUUCAAGAGUGGGCAACAGUUCCAAGUGCAGCCUAUUGAGGUUCUGCUCAGUUCAAGUCAUAAAAUAAAGCACGUGGUCAUUUUGGGCAUGCUGACAACUAUGAAAGAUGGUCGUUAUCAAUUGGAAGAUCCCACCGGCAGUAUACCUAUCAAUCUCACAGGAGUUAAAUAUCAUACAGGAUUCUUCACUGACAAUUGUUUUGUGUUAGCCGAGGGAAAUUACAAAGAUGAAAUUUUCCAUGUAGAUUCAAUUGGAUUUCCACCAACAGAAACAGCUGAAAUGAGUCGUGCAGUUUUUGGAGGAGGCAAUAUCUUUGGUGGUUUGCCAGAAACCAGUCUGCACAAUUAUGAAUCACUGAAGGCAUUGGAGAGCUCCAAUCCCGACUCAAUGAUCAUCUUCCUCUCAGAAGUGUGGCUCGAUCGAAAAGAGGUGAUGGAGCGACUGAACCGAUUGUUCGAAGGUUACGCGGACGUUCCUCCAGCCGUCAUUGUUUUGAUGGGAAAUUUCUUGUCGACAGACAUGGGCCCAAAACAUUCCCUUAUUCUCAAAUCGCAUUUCAAAGAAUUGGCGAACAUGAUCGGAAACUAUGAAUCUCUUGUGAAAAGUACAAAGUUUGUAUUUGUUCCUGGUCCAACUGAUUCAUUUCUAGGCAACAUUCUACCAAGGCCACCUAUUUCGAAAACUGUGACUGAAUAUUUCUUAAAAAAAGUGCCCAAUAGUAUUUUCACCACCAGCCCAUGUCGUCUGAGAUAUUGUACACAGGAGAUUGUACUUAUGAGGGAGGAUAUUAUUAUAAGAUUGUGCCGAAAUAGUUUACAUGCUCCUGACAUUUCUGAUAUUCCACAACAUUUUGUGAAGACGAUUGUUUCGCAAGCCUACUUGAUGCCUCUUCCGGUGACGCUGAGUCCAGUCUAUUGGGCUCACGAAACAGCUCUCAGAUUGUAUCCACUCCCAGAUCUAAUUGUAAUGGCGGAUUCAUUCCAACCCUACACUGCAAAAAAUACUGGUUGCAUUGUAACUAAUCCGAGCUCUUUUUCAAAUGGAAACUACGCUUUCAAAGUCUACAUUCCCUCGUCACGUGAAGUGGAAGACAGUCAAAUACCUGAAGAGACAUGAAUAGACUAUACAAAUUGAGUAACUGUAAUAUAGUCACCUACUACAUUGUUUGCAAUAAAUCCUUCCAAUUUGUUA
This is a messenger RNA of Nilaparvata lugens (brown planthopper), 1605 nucleotides long. Its product is annotated as DNA polymerase epsilon subunit 2. The record is from RefSeq and is a predicted model, not a curated record. Gene Ontology annotation, cellular component: epsilon DNA polymerase complex. Gene Ontology annotation, biological process: DNA-templated DNA replication; error-prone translesion synthesis. The transcript has 10 exons. Gene Ontology annotation, molecular function: DNA binding. Bases 16 to 1530 code for a protein of 504 amino acids. Lineage: Eukaryota; Metazoa; Arthropoda; Insecta; Hemiptera; Delphacidae.